Messenger RNA from Coprinopsis cinerea okayama7#130, 929 nucleotides. RefSeq lists its product as hypothetical. The coding region runs from base 1 to 585 and encodes 194 amino acids. The transcript has 6 exons. The record is from RefSeq and is a predicted model, not a curated record. Lineage: Eukaryota; Fungi; Basidiomycota; Agaricomycetes; Agaricales; Psathyrellaceae.
AUGGCGGUAGCUCCGACCACGCGUUCUCAGACAGCGGCCAGCGGGCCAAGUCCCAACGCCUCGCCAACACAAAUGGCUGGGCGCCAUGAGGACCUGAGGCCUACGGGCAAGGAGCUUCGUCGUCGCUCAGCAAGACCCGGCUAUCGAGACAUGUCGGAGCGCAAAGCGUGGUUCACCUCAAAGCCCGAGCUACAGAUUGUGUCACCAACGGUUGUCAAGUGCAUUGCCUGUAACCAAAGCCUCCAGCUCGAGGGCCCGAAGAAGACGGUCAAGAACAACAAGAAGGGUGGAUUUUACCACCACAACGCCAAGAAGCAUUUCUUAACCAAGAUUCACCAGCGCAAGAUGGAGGAGUGGCGGGAAAAGAAACGGUUGGAACGUCUCGCGGCUGCUGCCAACCAGCAGAAGAGCAGCGCUAGGAUGUCCCUCGCGUACCUGUGUGAUCCAUCGCCAUUUUACAGCCCUGUCGAGCACAGCGUCGCUGCGAUGAUGGCUCAAAUGAGCCAAUUGACUCUGACCGGCUUCCAGACGUUGCCCAACGGUUCCCCGACCAACGGGCAACACAACGCGAACCUAUAUAUCUAGCCAGUCCCACACUCCGAGCGAGAUCAUCAUCCCACCCGUCGUAGACCAGUCGAUAUACAGGUUGGUUGCGUCGCCUGUUACAAGUCAUUCUUCACCGAUGGCUCUGCGUCUGCGAUGGGAGGCGAUUGUGGGUUCUGGUCAAUCUGGAUUCUCGACGACGCGUCGUCGACGACUUCCCUUGGCAUGUUUUCCUUAUGUAAUUUCGCUCUCAGUUUCAUUUCUUGCUCUCGGCCGAAGUGUCCAAUAUGCUCUUGUUGUCGCGUUUUGCUUUCGAAAUGCUUUCUUUUGUGAAUCUCUCUGUACCUAUGUCAAUAUGCCUUGAAAAUGCAUUCAUUCUCACCUUC